This is a messenger RNA of Zychaea mexicana, 1367 nucleotides long. RefSeq names its product Alpha/Beta hydrolase protein. Gene Ontology annotation, molecular function: hydrolase activity. NCBI's taxonomy places the organism in Eukaryota, Fungi, Mucoromycota, Mucoromycetes, Mucorales, Lichtheimiaceae. The record is from RefSeq and is a predicted model, not a curated record. Bases 86 to 1306 code for a protein of 406 amino acids. The transcript has 3 exons.
GUUCUUCAUAUCCUUUCUCUUAACGUUCCUUUUCGUCACCUCCAUUUUUCCUGUUGUUUAUUUUUUCUCUUUCUAAAGCGUUAAUAUGGAUAAUAUCCGUGCAGUUAUCAAAAAGUCGCCUGCUCCUGUUGUUGUUCAGACCUUACGCACGGCCCUUACUUUACCACCUGCUGCCGCCAGAGCUGUCAUCAAUGAUCUUACAACUCCCACGUCCGUUCAGAAAACAUAUAUUAAACGCAUCAACAACUCUUUCUGGAAAGGAGCUUUGAUCGGUAAAGACAUCAAGUAUGAAAGCGAUGCCAAUGCCAUACGCCGCUUGCGUAAAGCCGAUGUUGUUAUUUUUGAAGUCCACGGUGGUGGAUUUAGAACAGGAAAUGCGACUAUGUACAUGUCAAGUUUCAUUACUUGGAUUGAUAUGUUGAAAGAAAAACACGGUCUCGAUGCGAUCAUGAUGUCGGUUGAAUACGGUCUUGCGCCAGCACACAAGUACCCCGGACCUGUGCUCGAGUGUAAAAAAGCGUACAAGCAUUUGACACAAGAUCUCCACGUUCCCGCAUGGAAAAUUAUCCUGAGUGCAGAUUCAGCUGGUGGAGCAAUUUGCCUAGAAACCAUGAUGCGUACCUACUGUCCUGGUAUUGUCGACGAUUUGGACGCGCCGCGCACAAACUACGACAUUGGAAUACCUGCGGGUAUGCUGAUGGUAUCGCCCUUGAUUACACCCGAAACGACGUCGUGGUCUUGGGAGAAUCUCGAGAAAUACGACAUGGUUGGCCAGCAGCUCGCGAAGCUUGUGUUUAAAGAAUACUUGGAUUAUCCCAAUGUCGAUCCAGAGACGCUGCCCAUCUUGCGUUUAAGCAAAAUUGACAAGAAAUUCGACCGAUUUACUCCCAAGAGUGUUUUGGUCUUUGUCGGUGACAAGGAAGUCAUGCGCGACGAUAUUCUCAACCUUGCAGAGUAUAUCGAAAAGGACGGUGCAAUCAAUAUUCGCGUGUGUAAAGAAGCAUAUGCCCAUGACUGGUACCUUAUUCGCGAAAUCGUUAAGCAAAAGGACAAGUAUAUGCUUGAGCAAUACGAUGAAGUGUUUGUGGACUUUGCUGCUUACGCUGUGGCCGAAGCUGCCGAGCAAUUUACCAAGGAACGAGGACAAGGACAACAAGCCCCCAAAUUGGAUACUCCCGUUCCUAUUGCCACCACCAAUGAAGCUAUGAUAGCAGAGCCUAUAGAAACAGUAGAUGUACCACAACAGGAUGAGAAGCAAAAACCAAUAACUGUGGAACCGGAGAAGCCAGGAGUGAUUGUUCCUUAGAAACGGUUUCUUUCUAAUCACUAUCGAUUGUUCAGUAACAUUUUCUAUUCACAAUAUUUGU